Molecule: messenger RNA, 1967 nt
Organism: Pocillopora damicornis (cauliflower coral)
Lineage: Eukaryota; Metazoa; Cnidaria; Anthozoa; Scleractinia; Pocilloporidae
Biological process (GO): regulation of apoptotic process
Molecular function (GO): ATP hydrolysis activity; protein binding
Source: RefSeq, a predicted model, not a curated record
AAAUUAUGUGGUGGGAUACCACUCCUUCUUGUGACCUGUUCUGACUUGAUGAACAAUGGUUUUAGUCGCGAGCUGUUAAUCCAACAGCUCGUGAAUAAUCCCAUACAAUUUUUCAGGAUCGGUGCGAAAGAUGUUUAUAGCACGCUGAAAGUAUUUUUUGACAAUUUUUCGGACGAGGUCAAAGAAAAUCUUGUCCUUUUUUCUGUUUUCCCAUCCGAGUUCACAGCCCAAGACAUUAAGUUUCUUUUUGAAGAUCCUUUACUCUGUGAAACAGUGAAGACCACGAUGGUCAAGUAUGCUCUUCUUCAGAGGGACGCCGAUGGAAAGAUGAGGAUGCAUCCUGUGAUCCAAGACUACUUCCGGACAGAGAAUGAAUCACUAGGUAAGGGUGACCUGUGGCGCACCACUAAGCGUAAAUUUAACCGUCAUUACCUUGGUCAGCUGAGAGUCUUGAGCGAAGAUUUUAUUAGCAAAGAUUUAUCUUCGGUUGCUAUCCGUAAGUUUCGUCAGCAGAAAGCGAACAUCAUGGAGGCGCUGAAGAAUUGUCUAGAAGAUUCUAGCGAUUUAGAUGACAAACAUUUCGUUUUAGACGUCGUUAACGGUACAGAAGUGCUGGAUUUUGUGGCAAAAGUUCUAACACCCCCUAGAGAGUGCACAGUGCUGUACCAGAAAUGCUGUGAUAUUGCUGAAGCGUCCGGCGACAAGAAGAGGCAUGCAGAGAGCUUGAAUUCACUGGGAUUCCGUCGUCUCUGUGACGUGUCUCACAGCAAAGACAGCCCAGAAGAAAACAAAGUCACACUUGCAAAGUUUCAGGAAGCAUAUGACAUGCGCAGGACAUUACCAGAGGAGGAACAAAAGUCCCAAACGCAUGCACACACAGCCAGUAAGCUCGGAGUAUGUUUUGUAUUGCAGGGAAAAGAGAAAAAAGGACGAGAGCUCAUACAGGAAGGAAUUUCAAUAAGAAGUUCUUUAAGUGGUUGUUUGUAUGUUGCUGCAGGAUACUGUGACCUUGGAAUUUCUUAUCGACUGAGUGGUGAUCAUCAAAAAGCAAUCGCUAUAUGGAAAGAGAACACCAUUUCUGUUUACGAAGAGCAACUUGGUGACCACCCCUGGACAGCUUCAAUUUUGUCCUACAUCGCUGACUCGUACAAGUCCCUUGCGGCCAAAGGCUCUGAGCGAAAUGAGCGAGAUUACAUCGACCAGGCAGAGAGGUACCUCAGGAAGGCUCAAGAGCUACGAAAGAGGCUGUUGGGUCAUCAUCAGGACACAGCUCGUUCGGGCGUUCAGCUUAGCGAUGUCUUAUUCCUUCAAGGACGAUUCGAUGAGGCUUUGAAGGAGCUCGACGAGGCCUUAGUAAUUCAAAACGAUAUUCUGGGCCCCGACCACAAGAUCACGAAGGAUACUGUGAGCAAAAGGAGUGAUGUGAUAGACAAACGAGGAUCAAAUCCUCGUUAAUUGCGUAUUCUCAAAACCGAAACUAGAGAUAAACCUCUUGGGUCUUGGUGAACAGACUGAAGUCUGUAUACAAAACUUAGGCCAACCAGUAUCUCAUCAGUGUUGCCAGGAAAUCUUCUUAAUUCUUUGGCAUGUUGUCAAAAUCAAGUUUUUGCCUUCUUCUAUCAUUGUUACGUACGACUUUUACAGUUGGGUUCAUCCCUAUCGUGUGUAUUGUGUUUUGGUAUUGUGUAUUGACAAACCACAAAAUUAAAGCCUAUUGUUACUCUUCAAGAGAAAAUUACUUCAGUUAUUGCUAAAAGGCCUUCCAAUGCUCAUACUUAACUCAUAGGGAUUUAAAAUUAUUGGAUUUUCCUACUAUUCAUUUGUUUCAAAUCGAGAAGUUUAUGGAGCACAAUUCAAGGAGUAAUCGUGCAAAUAAUCAAAUAUAGUUAACCCUGAUUUGUACUUAUUCCUAGACGAGAGAAACUCAGCCAUGAAAUAUUUAAUGUCAGGACAGGCAUCAACCUAAA